Molecule: messenger RNA, 731 nt
Organism: Tinamus guttatus (white-throated tinamou)
Lineage: Eukaryota; Metazoa; Chordata; Aves; Tinamiformes; Tinamidae
Source: RefSeq, a predicted model, not a curated record
UAGGCAGAUGUCAGCAAUUUAAAGAAUUUCCUUUCAGCUGUGAGACUGGCUCACCAAGGUGCUGACAUUGGCGCGCUCCCCCUCUCACCUCUGGUACCAGCGAAGACCUCGGAAGUUGAAAAACCCAAAACAAAGAUGAUCAUAACAUCAAGAAGGGACUAUCCUCUCACCAAAGGCUUUCCUUACUCCCUAGAACAUCUCCAAGCCUCGUACUGCAAACUUGCUCGCAUUGACACGCGGGUGCUUUGUCUGAAGAAGCUCAGAAAACUAGACCUAAGUCAUAAUCAUAUUAAGCAACUGCCGGCGACUAUUGGUGACCUGAUCUGUCUUCAGGAGCUCAAUUUGCACAACAACCACCUGGAGUCCUUCAGUGUCGCCCUGUGCAACUCCACCCUUCAGAAGUCUCUUCAGUUCUUGGACCUCAGCCAAAACAAAAUCAAGGCUCUUCCAAUUCAGUUUUGCCAGCUACGAGAACUUGUUAAUUUGAAGCUCGAUGACAAUGAGUUGAUUAGGCUGCCGUUCAAGAUGGGCCAGCUAAGUCAUCUACGCUUCCUGUCUGCAGCACGGAACAAGCUUCCCUUUUUGCCCAGUGAUUUUAGGAAACUCUCUCUUGAGAACUUGGAUCUGUUUGGAAAUCCCUUUGAACAGUCUAAUCCACUCGUUCCCAACAUACAACUGAAAAUACCAUUGACUUUAUUAGAAUGUGCUGCAAGGGCAACUGUAAAUUACAG